GCGUUACCACUGGGCCUGUCUUUGCUCCCUAAAUCCCUCUCAUUCCUAUCUGUAUUCCACUAUUGUGCGCGUAUCUGCAUGAUUUCGGAGCGAUAAAUUGUGGUUAGAGUGAAGUUUUGUGAAUCACUUACGAGUCAAAAUGCUCCAAAGAUGAUCGGGACGAGAGAUCGGGUCUGAUACGUGCGUACGAAACAGAGAAUAACACUCGCGUCACUGAUCGACGAGUGAACCAUUCACCACACCCGCUCGCGUGAAUUCUGGUGACAUCUGGGGACGGAAGUGUGAACUGUGAGAAGUAACAACGAGUCGCCAGGACGCAGACCCUUUUCCGCGGGGGUUUCACGGGUUUCAUUGCCAGCUUUAUCUCUUCCCCGAAAAAUUCGAUUUUUACGAGACGCUGCACUCAUUCUUUCCAGUGUUCCUUUACUGGAGCUUUGGGAGGAAUUUAUUGCGGUCUGAAUUGAUAGUAAAAAUGAGAGACUCUGUCCUUUCUUCGCGUUCCAAUUUCCGUAUUUGGAGAAUCAAAGCCAUCGUAUGAUUCAUCUCCUUUUAUGGACAUGAGAAUACCAAACUAUUGCGGUCGUGAUUUUGCAACAAGACGAGGUCAAGUGCAGAGCCCGAAGAAUGGCCGAAGGAGGUGGGGGAAACGAUGCGAAGACGAACGGUGACAAUCCAGUAAUUAAAAGUCAGAUGGAGGUGAACGAGUGCCUCGGUAGUUGGCUCACCUACUUGCAGAUGCUCAAUGGCCUAUGCUCCGCUGGUACGAAGUUGGCCCAAUCAUUGCAAGUACUUUUGUCGAAUCACGAUGCAGUUCUCGACUGCAGAUUAACGGGCCAGUGUUUAGCUGGAUGGGAAGAGUUGACUCGGGCUACUGGCGUUGCCAGUAAUACUGUUAAAAACCACGUGGUUGCUGCACUUAGGGACCACGAGGCACGCGAUAACGACGGGGAUAAACACGAUAUACUGCGUGACAAUCUCCUGACCUUCAUUAAUCUGCAGUAUCAGUUCUGUGUCGCGUGUUGCGAAUGUUUAGGAGGAAUAGCCGAAUGUUCGUGCUCCCAAGGAGGAAAAACGGAAUGUGACAUAGCAGCGCUUCAACAGUGCUUCGAGCGACUUUACAGCCCGGCGACGCCAGUGUCAUCGUCAUCAAUCCAGCAGAAUUGUCACAGAUCGCCGCUGAGGUAUCCCCUGUUCCCUCUUCAGGUGCAGAGACGGUGGUCCGAAACGGCGGCCGCUGAGAUGUCCGGAGAGUCGACGGAGAGCACGAUGAGACGGUGGUCCAUGCCCUGGGAUUGCAGGCACAUCAAUGAGUGGCCGAGGCAGGAGGAGAGGUCCAGGCUCAGGGUUCCACAUCACGAUAGAAGCAGGUCGACUACCCCUGACUCAGUGUGGAAGUCCUCGGGGAUGGCUAGUCAGGAUGGGUUGCAGGAGGCCAUUCAGUUGUUGUCGUGUCGACCAGGUGUCAGACCGUCAAAUCAGCUAUCAGUCUUUAACAGUCAACACGUGCCAGGUGUGAUAUUGACGACAUGUAGCUUCGAAACUAAUUACGAUGGCUCCGUUUGGCCGGAUUCACGGAGAGUUGGAUCACCACGAUGUUGGCCCCAAGAUUCACACUCGAGUGAUCACUCUGACCAAUCCGGGCACAGUGGACUCAGCGGAGACCAUCGUGACUCGGAACACAGUGGGGGGAGUGGAAGUGCAGGCCACCGUGACAGCAAAGACAGUAUUCAAUCUCACAGCGAUCAUGGCUCGCAUAGAGAGUCAGAGGGUGGUGCUAAUGUCGAUCUUCUUCCGUCUAGGAAGAAUAGUUCAUCAGCAGAAUCCUGUUUAUCGGCUAAUAGUCGUUCUGGCUCGGAGAGUGCCGGUGCCGGGGAAGGAGCUAAAUCUCAAUUGUAUUCGAUGUGGAGCGGUGGAGACUUGCCUUUCAUCAAACUGCCAGAAAGCACUGAGCUCCAGGAUGAGAGACCACCGACUAACUAAUUAAUUGAAUGAUAAAUAAAUAAAUGAAUUACUUUUCUAGGCAAACUUUCCAUUAGAGCAAUUCCCCAAAUUCCCCAAAUUCGUUAAUUCUUUUACUAGAAAAAUUUUGAAUGUUGGACACUUGCGAAAGCUUCGUGGAGCUGUUCAAUUUUAGCCUUUGAAGUUUGUUCACUAAUUUAUCUAUUUCCAUUCGCUGGAAUGAAACCCAGAAGUUUGUUGCGAAUAGAAAAUACUGUUCAGUGCAUUCAGAAAAUUUAAAUGUGUUACAAUGACUAUCCCGCGGACCAAAAUAUCGCAAUAUCAUCGUUUCUAGAACGAACCCGAGAGUGGAACUCAAUCGUCAUAUGUAAUAUUUCCAUAUCAAAUGCGGAUUUCUGUGUGAGCCUCCCCUACCGACGAAGAACGUCUUUCGGGAUUCUUCCUUGUACCAGUAUCGAGACCAGUACCGAGAUAAGUUGAUGUUCAAUAAAAUCUGGAGAAUGACUUGUAAAGAAGAAAACGUAAUAAAGCCGAAUCUGACAUUUUUGCUAA
Molecule: messenger RNA, 2511 nt
Organism: Diachasma alloeum
Lineage: Eukaryota; Metazoa; Arthropoda; Insecta; Hymenoptera; Braconidae
Exons: 8
Coding region: 625-1980 (451 amino acids)
Source: RefSeq, a predicted model, not a curated record